GCGAUCUAUUGGUGAGGAGUCACCAGCCAGGCGCCCUAUAAUGGAAAAAUGGUGGUGACGCCCGAUUAUGCAGCACCUCCUCUUUUCUGGUUUUUUAUUUUCCUUCCGUUCUCACCGAGGCCUGGAAUUGACGCCAUAUUUUUUCUUGUGAUCUUCCUUUUGUUCCGUGCCUUUUAACUUUAUCUAUACGUCUUUGCCUACUUACAACUAAAACUCUACAGGCCAUCGCACAUCAUCAGUUUCCCUGAUCGCCCAGCAAGUGCCUUGAACUUUACAGUGGAGCCAGCGGUACCGGACAGCACCAACUACAGGGGAUCAUCUUCUGUGACGUCGGCCAUUUGUUUUUGAGGUUCCCUGUGUCCGUUGCAACGAUUCUUGGGCAGAAGGUUGUUCUGUCAGGCAUUCCUUGAUUUAGCGCGUCUUUUACUAGACUUUUGAGCUAUCAUACAAGAACUCUUCGAUUAAAAAAUCACCUCCUCUGAUUCAUCUCAGUCUGAAUCGGAAUUACACCCAAAAAGAACUCUCGCCACCUAGCAAUCCCUCGUGCCCAGCUUCACACGCAGACCAAAAAAAGACGCCCCUCCCCCUCCCUGAGUGCGCGGCCUCAGAGUCCACCCCUCGGCGCCCCCCGCAGGCACCGACCCAACUGAACUCUAGCGCCAUGGUCAUGGGUUUAACGCAUCUUCGGCGGGGUGAGUUUUUUCCAACGUUUUUUUUGUUUGACCUCUUUGGCCUCACCACUCCAUUCUUUGCGAUUCUUGACUUGGGGACCAUUUUCUAUUGUCUUCCAUUUCAGCAGCGUUGCUAUUCGCAUCGUAUCCCUUUCCCGCCCGUCUUUCUGUUUGACAGCACAAAGCACCGAAACCACCUGCACAGCCCCGCGCCAUCGUCAGCGAAAUGUCCAUGCUAACGGGUUGGUUUGCCCAACCGGAAGCCAGCCGAACGUCUGCCGACGAGAAUAACCGCUCCGAUGGCGAAGAUGACACUCAGGUAGUCGAGCCCGAGCAGGGCAACGUUCUCUCCCAUAUCAUCUCCCAGCUUCGUCCUGGCGCCGAUCUCAGCCGUGUCGUCCUUCCUACUUUCAUCCUGGAGCCUCGAAGCAUGCUGGAGAGAAUAACUAACUUCAUGUGCCAUCCCGAAAUGCUGCUUCACAUCCCCAACAUCGAUGAUCCUACCGAGCGCUUCCUGUCCGUCGUCAAGUUUUACCUCAGCGGCUGGCACAUUCGCCCACCAGGUGUCAAGAAGCCAUUGAACCCUAUUCUUGGAGAAAUCUACACCUGCUACUGGCAGCUCGAAGACAACAAGCGAGCCUACUACAUUUCCGAACAAACAUCUCACCACCCACCCAAGUCUAGCUACUUUUACCUGGCGCCCGAUCACCACAUCCGAAUCGACGGCACGCUCAAGCCCAGAAGCAAGUUUCUAGGCAACUCGGCUGCCAGUAUGAUGGAAGGAAUUGCAUAUCUGACGCUCCUGAACCGUGGCGAAAAUAAGUCCAAGGGAGAGAGAUACAUCAUCACACAGCCCAACAUGUACGCCCGCGGUAUUCUUUUCGGCAAGAUGAAAUAUGAGCUCGGAGACCACAGCUUUGUUCGUUGCCCCGAGCUAGAUCUUGUUGCAGACGUCGACUUUAAAACCAAGGGUUGGGUAGGCGGCACUUACAACGCUAUUGGCGGCUCCAUCAAGAAGGAGAGCACUGGCGAAAUUCUCUACGAACUAUCGGGAAUGUGGAACGAGGAGAUGUUCAUCAAGGACAUGGCCACUGGCCACCGCGAGAUGUUCUUCGAUGCCCGAACCGCCCAGCCUAGCGCUCCAUCCACCCGCCCACUCGAUGAGCAAGAGGAGCGUGAAUCACAAAAGCUAUGGGCCCCGACAGCCAAGGCGGUGAUUGACAGAAACCACGAACUUGCGACAGACGAAAAGACCAAAAUUGAGGACCGUCAGCGCGAGGAAGCUGCUGCUAGAGCCCAAGAGGGCGCUGAGUGGAAGCCAAAGCUUUUCCGUGCGGUCCACGCAGUUCCUGGCGAUGUGGAAGAGGGCGAGGGUGACUUGGAAUGGAUCAUUGAUGCUCACAUCGAUUCGACCGCCGCACCCGAUGUUCAGCGAGACCAAGUCUUGGCCAUUUACCCCAUUAUCGACGGACAGACCGUGGCCAACCUCGGAACCCCUCCCAAGGCGCCUGCACAGCCUGCGGAACAGUCAGCGUCCAAGGGUGAGGAUAGCUUGAUAGACUUUGGUGGCGAAUCCGAGGUGAAGCAGCAGAUCCAUCCAGCCAACGAUGUGGAACAAAUGCUACAGGAUACUGGCAAGCCUGCUGAAGGCUCGCUGAUUGACCUCUAGUCGUACACUCUUCACCGCCGCUACUCUUUGAUGAUUCUCCAGUUCCUCCCGAGGCGUAUACAUGGCACGUCUUAGAAGCCUCUGCUACAACUGUACAUAAACUUUUCAUGUAGCAAGCCACAUUUUAGUGUUAAUUUUUGCCGCUUUUACCCGUUCUUUUUAGGAUUAAUAUCACAUCAUCAUUAUAGUUUCACAUUUGCACGUGUCAACGGUAAACAAUCAUAGACGUAGUGAAUACAUGUUUAAUUUCUUGAUCCGAGGCAGAAGAGUUUAUGCGGUACAGAAAAUAUGAACCCGUUCAGAAAAGCAAUGCCCAAACAAGUAAACAGUGAAGAAGAUAAACGCCAGCCAAAUGACAGUACCAAAAAAAACACGAAAUAUUUUGAGGCUCCUUGCCUGUUGUUGCACCCCAGUUUCAUUCUUUUUCUUUCCUUCCUCUUCUUUUUGUCGCCAUAUCGUCGAAACGCAGCUCUGCUGCAUAUCUAGGCCAUUAUACACGGGGUUAACCCCCCUCCAAUUAUUGCAGUAGCAUCAUACUCAAUCUCUUGCUUAGAAGCGGCGUCGUGUAGGCUCAGGUGUCGGCGAUCUGCUGACGCUGCGCUCGUCGCGACCCCGCGUACGCAGCCACUUCUUGGUGCUGAGGGUGAUUUCGCGAUCGAGUUCAUCCGAGGGCUUCUUGCGGUGAAUGAAGUUGCAGAAGCCGCCGCGCACGCAGCCCUCGCCCGAGUUAAGACGGCAGCAGGCUUCGCGGAAGUCGGUGACGGGGCUGAGUUCGCAGUAGAUUGGGCGCGCGGCGUACCAGCGGCUGUUGAGUUCGUCGCAGGCCUUUUGGGCCGAAUCUUCGUAUUUGAAUCGCGCGUAGACGUUGCCGAUAAGGUCUGUAUUUUGCAAGCGUUGGUUAGUAAAAAAGGAUGUUUGCUUGGUAGGUUAGGACUUACGAUCGUUGUUGUUGUCGCAGACAACGAGUUCCUCGAGCUCGCCGUACUUGCAGAGCUCGCACCAAAUGUCCUCGUAAAAGGCUUCAAAGUGGUUCUGGAGCUGCGACGGGU
This is a messenger RNA of [Torrubiella] hemipterigena, 3389 nucleotides long. Lineage: Eukaryota; Fungi; Ascomycota; Sordariomycetes; Hypocreales; Clavicipitaceae. The record is from the annotation of a GenBank genome assembly.